This is a messenger RNA of Chironomus riparius, 1075 nucleotides long. The record is from the annotation of a GenBank genome assembly. Lineage: Eukaryota; Metazoa; Arthropoda; Insecta; Diptera; Chironomidae.
GCCGAAAAGUAAGACAGUAAGGAAGAGCGAAUUAUUGACAAAUUAGUUUUUGGUUUUGAUGACUUAAAAUAGCAAAAAGUUGUGAAUUUGAUAUAAUUAAAUUUAGAGUGCUGAACUCUCUUAGGAUUAAAAUUACUAAGCUUAUCAGGAUUAAUUUGGGGGAUUAUAGCAAUUGCGCUAUGAUUAUGUUCAACAUUAUAGUUCUCCUCUUCUACCACGUUAUCCCCUCAUCAUGCUACUCAAUCAACCCAUUAGCUCCACCAAACAACACAAACCGCUUAAUGACCCAACACAUAACCCUAAACUGUGACUUUUCGCCAUCCCAAGAUGGUCACAUCUGUACAGCAAGGAACCUCAACAUAACAUCCAGAAACAUCACAAUCAUUAGAGUAUCUGGAGAGUACUUUAAUGGUGUUGGCAAUGGAAAUGUCAUGAACUUGAUCGUCACACAACAAAAUCUCCGUUACAUCCCUGAAGGCAUCUCCAACUUCUUUAAAAAUCUCGAAAUUCUGACAAUUUCUCGAUCAAAUUUGAUGGCUUUAAGGUUCACUGACUUUUUAGGACUCCAAAAACUUCGAAAAAUCUUCAUUGUUGGGAACCACAUCAGUUCCAUUGAUGACCAAACUUUCAAGUCAAUCCCAAACUUAGAAGUUCUUGACUUGUCAAGCAAUAAAAUCAAAUCGAUUCCAUUUGAAGCAUUUUCACUCGCACGACACCUCAAAAUUCUCACAUUGUCAAAUAAUUUGAUAAGAAUCUUUGACAUUUUGCCAUUUCCUGUCAGCAGUGAAUUGAGGGAAUUGCGACUUAAUGGAAAUCAAUUAGUGAGAAUAAAUGUGGCGUCAAUUCAGCACACAAAAAUGUUGGAAUUUAUGGAUUUGAGUGAGAAUUUGUGCAUCGAUUUGAGGUAUCCGGAUGAUUUUGGUGAUAUUGUUGGAAUGUAUACGCAUAUUGUUAAGUAUUGCAAUGAUGAUACUGGAGUUGAUGGAAGUGGAGGUUGAUAUAUUGUUGACUAUUAAGUUUUGGCAGUUGAAAUUGUUGAAUUUUAAUUUUUUUAAUAAAUUUUUUUUGGACAAAA